CGCCUUCGCUGGUCGCUUGUUUUGUUUUACCAACAAUUGGCAGCAGUCGUUGCUUCUUCGUAACGUGAGAGAGGCGAGCUAGCUAUGCGCCUGUCUCUAUUGAGCUGUUAGCUUACAAUAUAUUUUUAAAGUGGAUUCGAACUGACAACUUAAUAUAAGCAUGGCACAAUGGGACCGACUGAGGCAGCUUCCUCCUGUGUACAUACAGCAGCUACAUGAGCUCUAUGACAGGGAUGGUCUGCCUAUGGAUGUCCGGCACUACCUGUCAGCCUGGAUAGAAAAGCAGGAGUGGCAACGAGCAGCACGGGACUAUGACUUUGCUGUAGUGCUAUUCCAGGUUCUGCUGGAGAAUCUGGAUAUCCAACACAGCCGCUUUGUCCAGGAGGAGUCAUUCUUACUGCAGCACAACAUUCGACGCUACAAACAGAACUUUCAGCGGUAUCUGGAUGAACCAUGUUCUUUGGCAACGACAAUCCUUUGGUUUUUGGAAAAAGAGAAGGAAAUCCUUGGUAGUGCUGACCUGGCUGAACAGGUCAAGCAUUUGCAAGUAGCGCAGGAAGCCAUGGAGACGGACAGUCAGCAGGACCUUGAACGUAAAAUGGCCGGCCUCAGGAAUGAAGUACAGUGUAUGGAACAUUCCAUAGUAUGUCUGGAAGAGCAGCAAGAUGAGUUUGACUUUAAAUUCCAAACCCACAAGAUGGAAGCUGUGGUUGACGAGGCCUUGAAGAAAGAACAAAUUAAAGUUCUUCAGCUCCUUGUCAACAGACUCAAUGAAUGUAGAAAGAGCAUACUGUCAAACCUAAAUAAGAUCCUGGAUUGGACUGAGGAUCUCAUCAACCUGUUGGUGAAGAAGGAGCUGGUUGAGUGGCAGAGGAGGCAGCAGAAAGCCUGCAUUGGGGCGCCAGACAAUGUUUGCCUAGAUCAGCUUGAGAAGUGGUUCACCUCUGUGGCAGAGGGUCUGUUCCAGGUCCGUGAGUUUCUUAGUAAGCUGGAAGAGCUGGUAGGAAAAGUGUCCUAUGCAGAUGAUCCUGUGAAGGCCCAAAGACCUGCACUGCAGAAGAGAACAGAUGCUCUUCUCAAAGAAUUGCUCAAGAGUGCCUUUGUGGUUGAGACUCAGCCAUCCAUGCCGCAGGGCAAAGGACCCUUGGUUCUCCGAACAAACGUUCAAUUCUCUGUCAAAACCAGACUCCUUGUCAAGUUUCCUGAGCUGAACCACUCCAUGAAAGUGGACGUGUCCAUGGACAGGGAGCCUCCACAGAUCAAAGGUUAUCGCCGUUUUAACGUCUUGGGUACCAAAAGCAAGAACCUGAACAUGGCUGAGAGCCAGAGUGGAGGCAUGGUGGCAGACUUCAGACAUCUGACUCUGAAAGAACAAAAGUCUGGAGGUGGCGGCAAAGGAGUCAGUGAUAUUUCCUUGAGUGUUACAGAGGAGCUGCACCUCAUCUACUUCAACACUGUAUUUGACCUGAAAGGAUUGUCAGUUGAGUUGCAGACCUGCUCCCUCCCUGUGGUCAUCAUUUCCAACUCCAGCCAGCAGCAGAGCGCCUGGGCGUCUAUCCUCUGGUUCAACAUGCUCAGUCAGGAUCCCAAGGAUGUCAUAUUUUUUGCCAGCUGUCCUGCAGCCCCUUGGCCACAGUUUGGAGAGAUGUUGAGCUGGCAGUUUCUGUUUGCCACCAAACUCGGUCUGAAUGCUGCUCAGCUGGAAAUGAUUGCACACAGGCUCUUUGGGAGGCAAUCCAACUAUGACACCUGCAAAGUAGCGUGGUCAAAAUUUAGCAAGGAAAAUGCUCCUGAGACUUUCUGGGUGUGGUUUGAUGGCAUUUUGAUGAUGGUGAAAACAUACUUGGCAGACCUGUGGAAGGAAGGCCUCAUCAUGGGCUUUGUGACCAAAGGCAAAGAGAAAUCCCUGCUGAAGAAAAAAAAGAGAGGCACCUUCUUGUUGCGCUUCAGUGAAAGUGUCAUCGGAGGAAUCACCUUCUCCUGGGUGGAGACAAUCCUAACUGGGGUGCCUGAUGUGAAGACAGUCCAGCCCUUCACCAAAGAGGACCUCUCCCAGAUCCCCUUCCAUGAAAUCAUCCGGAACUUUCAGCUCUUAGAAGCUGAUAAUGUCCCUGAAAAUCCUCUGCUCUACCUGUAUCCCGACACCCCGAAAGACCAGGCUUUUGGAAAAUAUUACACUGAUAAGACAGGAGAUGACAGUCCUUACAUAAAGUACAUCAAAACCAAGCUGGUGUUUGUUUCAAAGGAGAACACACUGGAGGCUAUGUCACCCAUGUCCUCUGACAUGGCACAGGGUGAAGGCCUGGAGCCAGUCAAUGGCCUGUGUGGAGAGGCAGCUGAACAAAAUGGAGAUCCUCAUCCUCUGAACUUACCUCUGGAACCUUACCACCCGGAUCCAAUGCUGAAUAGCUGUGUUGGACCCCAAGAGCAGGAUUUACUGAUAGAUCUCAACAACCCCAACCUCUUGCCUGACUUCUUGGAAGAUGAGCCAAUGCUCAAUGAUUUGAAUGUUCAAGGAUUUAAUGGUCUGCCACCAGGGCUGCAUGAAUUCAGUCUUCCAGGAUUCAAUACCCUCUCUCCACAGGCCUGUGGAAGCAUUUUCCAGUAGGCGUCUGUGUUUAUCUAUCCGAACUACUGCGUACUACUCAUUGUCAACUGAACUCAUAUCAGCACAGCAUUCCAUGUCAAAAAGUUAUUGUGUACAUAGCAGAUCCUUCCUUAACACAGUAGUUUGCUUUUAAUUCUGUUUCAUGUGAAAUACUUUACAUCCCAUCUGAUAAUUAUGAUAAAAUUUCAAGAAAAAUGUAUCAAUCAGCACUUUCAGGUUGGCAUGCACCUUUAAAUAAUAUCAUUAAUACAAUCCCUUUUCAUGAUGUGAUUAUUGGUAGUGUUAUUUGAAGGCAUAAAUAUGAGAUAAUUAAAUGAGCUGGACUCAUCUGCUCCACGUUUUGUAAUUUAGGACCCUGUUAUUUUAAGAUCAGGCAUUUAAAGUAAAACUCACUAUGUAAUCUGCCAGGAAAGCUUCAUGUGAGGUGUUAAGUGCAUUGUGUGAACUGUACUUAAUUCAAUGUUUUAUUAUUUGUUGUGAACCCUUCGUUUUUACCACCUUCAACCUGUGAUUAAUUGUACUACAACAUGGCACUUCUUUUGUUUAAGUUAUAUGCUUUUAUAUGAACCUGCUCAUUUAAAUGAAAGUUAAACGCUACCACCAAUAAAAGGGAACUGACCGAUUG
Molecule: messenger RNA, 3233 nt
Organism: Stegastes partitus (bicolor damselfish)
Lineage: Eukaryota; Metazoa; Chordata; Actinopteri; Pomacentridae
Gene: stat2
Product: signal transducer and activator of transcription 2
Exons: 24
Coding region: 161-2608 (815 amino acids)
Biological process (GO): signal transduction; regulation of DNA-templated transcription
Molecular function (GO): DNA-binding transcription factor activity; DNA binding
Source: RefSeq, a predicted model, not a curated record